Molecule: messenger RNA, 1564 nt
Organism: Exophiala oligosperma
Lineage: Eukaryota; Fungi; Ascomycota; Eurotiomycetes; Chaetothyriales; Herpotrichiellaceae
Exons: 2
Coding region: 51-1304 (417 amino acids)
Cellular component (GO): mitochondrial outer membrane
Molecular function (GO): ATP binding; ATP hydrolysis activity
Source: RefSeq, a predicted model, not a curated record
AUUGUUGACCGCUGCAACUCCUCGUUCCAACAACUCAUGGGCUCAACUCUAUGCGUUCUGCCAUCAAUAUCCUCAGCAUGGCCCCCGACAGAGGCCCAAAUGUCUGGUGGCAUCGUGUGCUGCAGGAGUUCCUCAUCGCAGCUCCUAUGGCCAUCGGAGGAUUCUAUCUAGUUCAAUACAUACUGAAGCAGAUGAAUCUUGACCCCGAAGCAGAAGUUAAGGAGAGAACGCGGCUGCAGUCGGAAGCCAUUUUACGAAGACUCGAUCAACCUCACGGCUCGCGAUCCGAGGCCAGCGCUCGUCAUCCAAAGUCUUUAGCAGAGGAGUUGGAUCUGACGCGGUAUGAGCAAGCCAUAUUACAAGACCUUGUCUUUCCCGAGGACAUACCAGUAUCUUUCGAGGACAUUGGAGGCAUGACCGAUAUAAUCGAGGAGCUCAAAGAAUCGGUCAUAUAUCCCUUGACGAUGCCAGAUCUCUAUGCAACGUCCUCCUCAUUAUUAUCCGCUCCCUCUGGAGUCCUACUGUAUGGGCAACCUGGAUGCGGUAAAACCAUGCUGGCAAAGGCACUGGCUCACGAAAGCGGCGCAUGUUUUAUCAAUCUGCAUAUCUCCACUCUGACCGAAAAAUGGUUUGGUGAUUCCAACAAACUUGUCAAUGCGGUCUUUUCUCUUGCUCGCAAGUUGGAACCAGCAAUUGUUUUCAUUGACGAGAUCGACGCCGUCUUAGGAACACGGCACAGCGGUGAACACGAGGCCAGUGGCAUGGUCAAGGCAGAGUUCAUGACACAUUGGGAUGGCUUGGCUUCGGCCACAUCGUCUGGACGACCUCAGCGCAUCUUGAUUCUAGGAGCCACGAACAGAAUGGGUGACAUCGACGAUGCGAUCCUGCGAAGAAUGCCAAAAAAGUUCCCGGUUUCAUUACCAAACGCUUCUCAACGAUUGAAAAUCCUGAAGAUUAUCUUGCGGGAUACAAAGAUAGACACUGCGAAUCUGGAUCUGGAAUAUCUAUCCAGAGUGAUGUCCGGCAUGUCUGGAAGUGAUAUCAAAGAAGCAUGUCGGGAGGCUGCCAUGGUGCCCGUCCGUGAGAUGAUAAAGCGUCAGAGGCAGAACGGCACUCGCAUCGAAAACAUGAAGGCUGGAGAGAUUCGAGGCCUGCGAACAUCUGAUUUCUUCUCGCGGACUGCUACAGUGAAAUCAAGCAAAGAGAUCAAGGACGGUAAUGGAGACGGGGAAUGGAGCACAGCAUCGUCCUCUCCGCAUGCCGAUUCAGAUAUGGAAGAAACAGUGGAAGAAGUUCAGCGAUAGCACGGAAUUUAUACCUGGGUAGAUAUAUCAGAGGACGCCUCUUAAAUCGUAAAGCAGUUCCGGGGCGAUCAGGCGACCAUUAUCGGGGACAUGGUCUGAUCGGGACCUAUACGAGAGCUAUACGAAAAAGUGCGGGAGGCACUAACUAGCUCCGUAGCACAUGCUGAACAUAAUUAAUGUGCAUAAGGUAGCAAACGAAAAGCCUAGGCUGCCGGAGUCUUGUUCAGAAUUGGGGCGUGGCUGGUGUCCUUCAGAAAAAU